This is a messenger RNA of Urocitellus parryii (Arctic ground squirrel), 1695 nucleotides long. It is a transcript of the gene Gp5, whose product is annotated as glycoprotein V platelet. NCBI's taxonomy places the organism in Eukaryota, Metazoa, Chordata, Mammalia, Rodentia, Sciuridae. Gene Ontology annotation, molecular function: protein binding. The record is from RefSeq and is a predicted model, not a curated record. Gene Ontology annotation, cellular component: plasma membrane.
AUGCUAAGGAGCAUCCUGCUGUGCGCAUUGCUCCUGCGCGCCCAGCCUUUCCCCUGCCCUCAAGCCUGCAAAUGUGUUGUCCGCGACGCCGUGCUGUGCUCCGACAGCAACGUGGAGCGCAUCGCGGACCUGGGUCUGCCCACCAACCUCACGCACGUCCUGCUCUUCCGAAUGGGCCGCGGAGCCUUGCAAAAUCACAGCUUCAGUGGCAUGACCGUCCUGCAGCGCUUGAUGCUAUGGGACAGCCACAUCUCUGAUAUUGCCCCCGGUACCUUCAAUGACUUGAUAAAACUAAAAACCCUUAGGCUGUCUCGCAACAAAAUCACCCAUCUUCCAGAAGCUCUCCUGGAUAAGAUGGUGCUCCUGGAACAGUUGUUCUUGGACCACAAUGCACUAAGGGACAUUGACCAAAACAUGUUUCACCAAUUGGCUAACCUGAAGGAGCUCCUUUUGAAUCAGAAUGAACUCACUUUCCUUUCUGCUAACCUUUUCGCAAAUCUGGGGAACCUGAAACUGCUGGAUUUAUCGGGAAACAAUUUGACCCACCUGCCCAAGGGACUGUUUGGAACACAGGCGAAGCUUGAGACACUUCUGCUCCACUCCAACCAGCUAGUCUCUCUGGAUUCGGGGCUGCUGGACAACCUGGAAGCCCUGAUCGAGCUGCAGCUUGACAAAAAUCACCUCCGUGCCAUCGCGGCUGGUGCCUUCGACCGUCUCCGGAACCUGAGGACCUUGACUCUUUCGAGAAACCACCUCGGGUUUCUGCCCCCCGCACUCUUUCUUCAUUCUCACAGCUUGACUCUGUUGACCCUGUUCGAGAACCCGCUGGAAGAGCUCCCCGACUUGCUCUUCGGGGAGAUGGCCGGCCUGCAGGAGCUGUGGCUGAACGCCACCCAGCUACGCACGCUGCCCGCCUCGGCCUUCCGCAACCUGAGCGGCCUGCACACCCUAGGGGUGACGGUGAGCCCGCGCCUGAGCGCGCUCCCGCAGGGCACUUUCCAGGGUCUGGCUGAGCUCCGCGUGCUGGCCCUGCACUCCAAUGGCCUCGCCUCACUCCCCGAUGCCUUGCUGCGCGGCCUCGGUAGGCUGCGCCAGGUGUCGCUGCACCACAACCGGUUGCAGGCCCUGCCCCGUGCGCUCUUCCGCAACCUCAGCAGCCUGGAGAAGGUCCAACUCGACCACAACGAGUUGGAGACUCUGCCUGGCGAUCUAUUUGGGGCUCUGCCUCAGCUGACGGAAAUCCUGCUGGGGCAUAAUCCCUGGCUCUGCGACUGUGGCCUGUGGCCAUUCCUUGAGUGGUUGCGACAGCACCCGGGUCUAGUGGGUCGAGAAGAGCCCCCGAGCUGCCACGGCCCUGUGGAGCGCGCUGGCAUGUUGCUCUGGGCCCUCCUGGAGGGUGACCCCUGGUGCCCCAGCCCUCGGGGCGCGCCUCCCCGCCCUCUAGCAGGGAACGCCCUGGAAGUCCCCAUCCCCUCCUUGCUUCCUAACAGCGCAGAACCUGGGGCCUGGACCCAGAUGGUGGCUACCAGCGAACAUCAAGAUCACAGCCUCUUCUGGGGUCUGUAUUUUUUGCUUCUAGCUGCUCAGGCCGUCAUAACCGGCAUCAUUGUGUUUGCUAUGAUUAAAAUAGGCGGGCUCUUUCGAAAAUUAAUCAGAGAGAGGGCUCAUGAGUCAACUGGAAAACCUCAUCAUUAA